AAAUGGUCCCCCAACUAUGCAUGUUGUGGGAGCAGCAACCCACAUACAGAACUCAAGAAGCCAUGGCCUGGAGGCUGCACCCAGACACGAAAGACUGGAGAGAGGAGCUGGUGGGGAAACCCCAGAGUCCCCAGGGUGCCACUCCCCGGCUCCACCAGACACUUUGGGAAUGAGCUGCUGCCCGAGUGGCCCUCUCCAGGGUUUCAGUGAGGGUCUCUCCCCUCCAGGGAGGAGCAGACCCUUGCCAACUGGAGUCCUGAGAGAGGAGAGAGUUCAAUUCCUCCACAGGGGACUCUGCAACUGAGAUCUUUGGAGUGAAGCAUCUGCGAGCCCCUCAGGGACCCAGGAUGAACUGCACAGCAGCUGAAGGAAGACAGGUCAGACCAGGCGGGAGGGAGCCACGAAACAUCUGGCCUGUAGUUUCAGAUUCUACCUGUUCACAGUUCACACAGUCUCCCCAGGAAACUCACACCUUGCCCUAUGCCAAGUUUUUAAGACAGUUAAGCUCUGCCCAUCCAAGACUUCAUUUUUCUUGAGUAGAAAAUCACUGAAAUCAUCAGAUCCAUGGCACCCACCCUCACUUUCUCCUAACAGCUGAAACCGUCAGGCUGGCUUCAGGGCCUGGUCUUCGCACUUGAUAUCACUAUCCUUCACCUGCUCAGACAACCGGAGCAGGCGGGUGAGUUCCUCCCAGCAACCUCCACUGCAUUCUCUCAGCUCCCACUGCAGGGCAGCCCAUGCGUCUGAGUGAACAUGUGUGCAUGUGCACACACACAGGUAUGCACAGACAUACACUAAACAUGAACACACAGUGCACAUGAACGCUGCUCCAAGCUAGGGCCCUCUGGUCAGACUGCUGCCUGGGUUAGAAUUCUUGUCCCCCUCCAUGACCACUUACUAUAGUUCUGUGAUCCUGCACAAGUGACUGAAUCUCCCUGUGCCACAGUUUCUUCUUGUAGAAACUGGGAAAGAUCACAGUACCUACCUCCUUAGAGUCAUUGUGAAGGUCAAUUUGAGGCAUCACACAUUUAAGGCACCCAGACAUAAGGGUCAACAGGGUUAGCUAUCACUGUCCAGUUUGGUGAGAGGAACUGAAUGCAUGUGGACACAUGGACUCAGUCUACACGCAGGCACAAAAGGAGCUACAUUGGUUACAUUCAGGUAUACCCCAGAGCACUACAAUUCUCUGAGACAUUGUCUGGAAAUCUAGAAAUCACCUCCUUGCCCUUUAAGGUAUUUUAACACUCACAUUCCUCUGCCUUUCUAAGAAUGUGAAUCUUCCCAAGCUGUCCUUGAGAGACACAGCCUCCCCUUGAGGGAAACAUGCAAAUGCUCCAUAAGCAGCCACAGUGUGGGGCUCUGCCGUGAGGAAGUCACAGCAGACACGCUAGACAGCAUAGUCCUGGCUACAGCCUGGAGGAAGGGAGGCCCGUGGUGGAGCACUCACUCCGUGCUUGUCUGCCCAGUGAGACCUCAAGUUCCUUGAAGACAAAGGCCAUGGGUUGUUGACUCUUGUGUUCCUGGUGGCCUUCACAGAGCUGAACAGAGGACAGACGCACAGACAGGUGGGGCUCUGGUGGUCAAGGCAGCAGUAUCCUUAGAUGCUAAAGUCUGAGCCAGGCCAUCAGGCCCGGCAUGGACAGGGCAAGGCCCAUAGUGGUGGGAAGCCAGUUGGCCAGCUGGGGUGAGAAGACCAUGAAGCCAUGGGCAGACAGGAAGUAGAGGUGAAUGUGUCUGCCUCCUAUAGGCCUCUGCCGGGACAACACAGACCCUCUAGCUGGGGCAGCACAGACCCUCUAGCUGGGGCAGCACAGACCCUCUAGCUGGGGCAGCACAGACCCUCUAGCUGGGGCAGAACAAGGCUGGUGCUUCCUUCUAGUCCUUGAGCCUGUAUAGCUCAAACUCAAGCAGAACCCUGGGGUUUUGGGAUUCUGUGUGGUGACUGCUGAGGAAGGUUUAUGGAUUUGACAGGGUGCAUGUGAGAGAGACAAUUCUCAGUCAGCACUUCCUGUCCCCUGCAGAGGCUCAUAGGGGACAGCCCUUGCCAAGGAGACCCUGGAGGGACUCUGAGGAUAACAAUCAGAGGUUGGGCUGGCUGGACUGAGCCUGGGCCUGUUGUCCACCAAAUCUCCAUAGGCUCUAGCCUGACCCCUCCCUCCACCCCUGGGCUAUGCAGGCCAGCCUGUGCAGAACACCCCGAUGCGUCCAUUAGCAACAUCCGCCUCACUGUGCCAACACUCCAUCCACACAGGAAAGGGCCGAGAAGGCAAUGCUUAACCCAAAGGAGUGAGUUUCAUAGGAGGAGUGGUUUCAACAGUUUCACUGCAGGACACUGAGGGAAUAUUUCCCUAUCCCUUCAAAUGGACGGUCACUGCAGAAACGUGUAGAGCAAGACUUUGUCAACGGGUUGUUUCCAGGUCUCCCGGUGUCUAAAUAGCAGAGUUGGGAUGGGAACCGAGAACCGAUUCUUUCCACAACCGCCCACUGAGUAGCAAGGCUGCAGCCAGCAAAGCGGUGUGCAGAAGCAAGCAAGCUCCAUGUGGUGGGGACAGCACAUCGCCACCUCCACCGCCCCCUGCAAUGGGCUGCCAGCAAGGUCACCUGCCUUCCAGUGUAUCUACUGUGUGAGCUUCUCCAGCUCUUCUCUGUUUUCUCUUCCUCAGCAUCCACCCCGUGACACGUAGUGGUGGCUGAUGUCGCCACAGUACCAUGAGGUUAACAGCUCCUCCCUCCAGCUUCCUUCAUGGUGGCAGCCUCACCUGCAUUCCAGCCAUUUGCCGGACACCGCACCAGACCCUCAAAGCCCAUCCAAGACUGUGGGGAGUAGUAAACAACCCAGCCCAGUUAAAAGGAGAUGCUGAAUUUAAUGAACUCUAUUUGAAUUGCAGGGCUGUGAUUCCUCUUACCUUUAACGUGAACUCACAGGCGGAUUAAAGUGAAAUAAAACCUACCAUUUGAGUUACAUUCUCA
This is a messenger RNA of Macaca mulatta (Rhesus monkey), 2970 nucleotides long. NCBI's taxonomy places the organism in Eukaryota, Metazoa, Chordata, Mammalia, Primates, Cercopithecidae. The record is from RefSeq and is a predicted model, not a curated record.